AAACUAUAUACAGUUCUGAGCUGAAUGAAGAACAGAGCUUGAUGGAGUCAGGCUGGACGAGUGGUGCCUGUGAUUGUUUUAGAGUGUGUCUGCUUUUUUCUUAAGAUAAUUUAUUUUUAUUUCAGGUGGAUUAAUCUGUAGUAAUCUGCUACAAAACCCUGAUCCAUGAUUCAUGAACUUAAAUAGCAAGAUGGUGGGGGGAUCCACCCUUGUUGAGGGUCAAGGGAUAGCUUAAUUUGACCUCAUAACUGGUUCUGAGCUUGUGUGUGAAAUAAGAAACAAGGGAGCAUUUUAAAUAUAUAGCAAGGGGGAGAAAAAAGACAGAAAGUAGGUAGCAUUUCUAACAAGGAGAGAAUUUCUAACUUUAUAGUUGUGCUUUUGGAAAUGUUGUGGUUUAGGGUUGGGCUAUUUGCUUUUGUAGAACUUUGAAUAAACUACCAAAACAGAAGCAUCUUUCUGACAGGUCCCAAGGGUUACAGCUCUCUAGCUUAAUUUAGGGUUCACAGGAAAGAGGCUUGAAGCCAAUGUGAUCUUCUACUCCAAUGUGAAACGAAAAGCACUGGACAGGUUGUUGAGUCGCACCCAACAAUAUUUCCUUGGGAUUACUGAGAGCAAAAUGCAAUUGGAAUUGCAAAAUAAAUUCCUCCCUAGACAGGUUGCUUAAAAUUUGGGAAGAGGUUGGGAAGGUUAAGAUUUUUUUUCAAAUUCUCACAUAUGAGCUAUAGGAAAAACAAUAGGGGGUGAAUUGAUUAAUAGGUCAGGUAAUAAGACUGUACAUAGUAUUGGGAUUGUAGGGACUUGUAGCUAACUUCAUUUUUGAAGCCUUUAAGAAAAGGGAUAUACUUGAUUUCAGGAAACAGAUGUUUCAGCAUUUUUUUAGGGGUGCCACAAAUAAAAGGAAAAAGUGAAGUUUGUGCUACAAGACCUGAUGAAGAACAGCCCAGCAAGGUGGAAUGAGAUGGUGAUAAACUGGUGAAGACUACUAAACAAGCAUCCUUCUGACUCAUUUUGCUUUUGAGCCAAGCUAUUGAAGGAAUAUAAUAAUAGUAGUAGCAGUAGAGCUCCAGUUUGCUACCUCAUACAUGGUUUAGUUUGACAUCUAAAGAGGAGAUCCAAAAUCAGCAAAGGAUGGAAGCAGCUGAAAGCAGCAGAACCAUUGCAUCUUCAGGACUGUUUGCAGAAUGGGGUCUGGCCUUCUGGACUCUGUGCUCUGUCAUGGUCCCAGUACUGAUUACCUUGUGGUGCAGCUUCCGUCGAUCUCGGAGGCAAGGACUGAUGCAGGACAUCUUGCGAAAGAGCAAGCACGACUGGCAGGACACCGAUCUCUUUAGCCAGCCCACCUAUUGCUGUGUCUGCUCUCAACACAUCCUUCAAGGAGCCUUCUGCAACUGCUGUGGGCUGUGUGUGGAUGAGGAGUGCCUGAAGAAGGCUGACCGCCGUUUCCUCUGCAAGGAGAUCAUAAUGAGAGGCAGUGGUGGGAUCCAGUCCUCUAUGGUGCACCACUGGAUCCGAGGCAAUGUCCCGCUCUGCAGCCACUGCGUUGUAUGCAAACAGCAGUGUGGCACCCAGCCCAAGCUGUGUGAUUACAGGUGUGUUUGGUGCCAGCAAACUGUGCAUGAUGAUUGUAUGCAGAGCUCUCUGAAGCAUGAGCAGUGUGAGUUUGGAGAAUUUCGCAACCUCAUUAUCCCUCCAUAUUACUUAUUCAGCAUGAGUCAGAUGCGUAAGGAUAAACGAAUGGACUACAGCAAGCUAGCUUCCUCCUGUGGAAAAAAUUGGACUCCACUAAUAGUUCUGGCUAAUACACGGAGUGGAAACAAUAUGGGGGAAACAUUGUUGGGACAGUUUAAGACUUUGCUAAACCCAAUUCAGGUGUUUGAACUGACAAAAACAACUCCUGCAAAGGCACUUCAGCUUUGCACUUGGCUGCCCUGUAAUUCAGCCAGGGUUCUCGUCUGUGGCGGAGAUGGCACUGUGGGCUGGGUCUUGGAUGCAAUAGAUGACAUGAAGAUAAAGGGACAAGAGCGAUACAUCCCACAGGUUGCAAUCUUACCCUUGGGAACAGGUAAUGACCUCUCUAAUACCCUGGGCUGGGGUGCCGGCUAUGCUGGAGAGGUCCCAGUGGAGCAGAUUCUGCGCAAUGUCAUGGAUUCUGAUGGAAUCAAGCUGGACAGGUGGAAGGUCCAAGUAACAAAUAAAGGAUACUACAAUUUAAGAAAGCUAAAGGUCUUCACAAUGAACAACUAUUUUUCUAUAGGCCCAGAUGCUCUCAUGGCUUUAAACUUUCACACACAUCGUGAGAAAUCUCCAUCUUUAUUUUCCAGUAGGAUUAUUAAUAAGGCAGUGUAUUUUUUCUAUGGAACCAAAGAUUGCUUAGUGCAGGAAUGUAAAGAUUUGAACAAAAAGAUUGAGCUAGAGUUGGAUGGAGAGAGAAUCGACCUGCCCAGCUUGGAAGGAAUCAUAGUUCUGAACAUUGCCUACUGGGGAGGUGGCUGUAGACUGUGGGAAGGAAUGGGAGAUGAACCUUAUCCUCUGGCAAGGCAUGGCGAUGGGCUGCUGGAAGUUGUUGGAGUCAACGGCUCUUUUCACUGUGCGCAGAUUCAAGUGAAGCUGUCAAAUCCUGUCCGCCUGGGACAGGCCCAUACUGUGAGGUUGAUCUUGAAGACUUCAAAGAUGCCGAUGCAGGUGGAUGGAGAGCCCUGGGCCCAGGGGCCUUGCACUGUUACCAUAACUCACAAGACUCAUGCACUGAUGCUCUAUCACUCAGGAGAACAGACAGAUGACGAUGUGUCCAGCGUAUCUGAGCAGGAGCUGGCAAGAGAUCAGACCGAUGAGGACACAUAGGUUUGGGCAAGUUUUGUCAGGCAAAACGGCCGUGGUUUUUGCUGAAAGCCCUUAGCACUAAAUAUGAAGCCUCCAGCAAACCUCUUAAUGCCAGACCAUCUCUGUAGUUGCAAACAGCACAGGAGUAAUAAAGCCAUGCUUUCAGUGAUUUAAGCAAGUUAAUCCAAGCUUAAAUUCAGCAAGCACUUUUGCUUUGGUGUAGAGCAUAAAACUGAAGGGGCAUGGAAACCUCUCAUGAUAACUUUAGAUCAACAGCUCGGUAGGCUAAAUGCCUUCUUCAGCAGGCUCUCAGAGUUUGUGGAUAGUUCUGUGAAAUAGCUGCCAUUGUGUUCAUGGUCUUAAUAGUGUAGAUCUAGUUUUGAAGACUAGCAAAAACCACAUGCUGCCCUUUAGGGUCACCUGGUCAGCAACACCGCAGUGGCUCCUUUGCUCUCUCUUUUCCUCGCAAAUUCCCUCUUGCCCAUUUUGUUUCUGGCGCUAACUCUGGUAUAGCAUUAUGUCAUCUGCGGUAUUAUUGCCACCCACGGCUAGCUAUGAAAAUGAAAGGGAGUGUGAAAUUUACAUAGAAGAAGAGAAGGGUACACAAACCCACAGGAGAUCCCCACUGGGUCAGACACAGACAAAAUAUCAAGCCAUGGUGCUUUUCUGCUAUUAUUGAUCUGUAGUGUUGUCUGAAUCUAGUCAUGGUAUUUCGGCAUUGGUCUUUAGACACUGUGAUGAGAAACAACUGUUUGUUCUAUGGUUUCUCCAUACCAUUAUGGCUUGUUACAUUGUCUGAACCCAGAACCAUGGUUUCCACAGUCCUGGCAUGCAGGUACAACAGAAUCCCCUGGAAAGAGCAACAACUACAGGAUCCACUCCAGCCAUCCAGACUUGUAUGUUUAGACCAAUGAGGAAGAUAGGAAAUCAUCCACCUUAAGAUUGAAUUUCUGGUGUGGUGGCUGAAGGGAUACGUGUCAGUAGCAGAAGGCUUGAGCAGGGAGGAUGGAAACUGCAAUAACAUAGAAAUGACUGAAUUGUCUAUUGGGUUAAAAAAAAAAAAAGGUGAACCAUGGUAACUAUGCAGGAUCACUUGUGUCAUGUAAACCUAGCCAAUAUCUGUACCAGAUCAUGGGCAACUUCACUUUGAGCAGAAUUGCACUGAAUGCUACUAGAUCUUAUUGAGGAUGCAAAAUUCUGCAUAUCACAGCAGUGUAUAUGUUUACCACCCUAGGUGCUCAACAGAGAGGUCUAGAGUUGUAUGUUUCUCAGCUGGCCAGUCCAGGCCCAGUAUUUCUGUUAUGUUCUGGUUUUUAUGGAAAAGUGUUUGUGGUUCUCCAGUAUAUGUAUCUUCUUCCUCCUUGAUUAAAAUAGCAUUUUUGAUUCCCGGGUCUGGGAUAUGGCAGACAAUAGCUAUGAACACUCUAGAUUAAGGCAGGCAACUGUGUGCCCCCAAACACCUUUUGGGUGUUCACUGAGACACCCUCAUCAUCCUAAUCUUGACAUAACAGAAUGUUUUUAAUAUAUUCUUGCUGGCAGCUGGGAUUGCCUUGUAGUUGAUUGGGAGCUUCUAGAUCCCAGCUUCUGCCAUUUUAAUUUCCUGUGGAUGCUUCUGGGCAGUUUACUUUUUCUUUGGGACUUCUCCAUGCUUACCUAUGGCAGCCGUGUUAUGGUUAUUCUUAAUUUCUUAAAUUUCCAAACUGGCCCAAAAGGUUGCCUGCCCUUGUUCUAGAUAAAAUAUUGUUCGGACUAACAUAGACCUUUUACGUAUACAUGAUGUAGAUGUGAUAUGUUGUCCCAACUCUGCCCCCUACAGAGUAACCUUACAUACAUUCCUGAAAAAUAGCAGUUUGCAAAAUACAGUAACGAAGUAUUACUAGUGAUUUGACCAUCCUUGGGAUUGGAAAGAAAUGGAGUUGAAUGCCAGUAUCAGAGAACUUCCAAACUUUAGAUGAUACACUGAUUCUGCUCACAUGUUCAACGUUGAAGCAGCAAAUGAGAAUUUCAUGAGCUAUCUCUGAAUUGGAUUGCGAGUUUUCAUUUUGUGAAAGGAAGGGCUCCUUCUGUUUGUGGAAGGGGGUUGCAGUUUAGCAGAGGUUCUUGCUAGAAGAAAGUGUGGGGAGGAAGCAAUUUCUACAAAUUCUCCCUUCAACUCCACCACACAUCCAUCGCCCUCAUAUUCCAGGGGUCCCCCAGUUAUUCAGAGCUGCUUUUCAGGGGACUAGAUGGUGGAGAAGGUACUGGUAUCUGCCAGUUUAUGACCAGAACUCUGUUCUUGGGAGCUCUUGAUCUAAGCCUAUGUAACAUAAGCAUGCUUUAAUUACAUAUGUCUGUCUGUCUGGUGUUUGUGGGAGUCCUUGGGUACAGUCUUGGGGUACUGUCUAUCAGGAGUAGGUAGUAGAUAAAUCUACUAGAUAGUAAAUAGAUGUCAAAGGUGGCAUGCCUGCAUACACCAAAUGCUGAGUAGCUUGGGCAGGAAGAGAUCUUGUACCCAUCCUACUUGGGGGGAUGCUGUGGGCAGCUAGUUUGCCACCAUGUGAAUGGAGUGCUGGACUGGUUGGACCUUGGGUCUGAUCCAGCCUGGUGGUUCUUAUGUUCUUAGGCAUUUCCACGUACAAGUUGCACUGAAAUGAACAAGGAUAGCAUUCCUUUUUUUAGGUGAAAUGUAUAUAGGACACAUCCCUGGCAGAUUAAGCUCUUAGUCAUUACACUGAAUUAUUAUUGUCACUUUAGGAAGCAUUUGCAAAGCCCUUUUGGUGUGUGUGCAUAUCUAACUUGGUUCUGAUACAGGUUAUCAGCUGGGUUGGUAUAAUUUCAAGUUCUUGGUGUUUACAUUGACAGAAGAGUCAGUGGGACCAUAUUCUGACAUGGACUUGCUGAUUGUGCUUUGUUGUUCCCUCAAGUUUGUGUUAAUAUCAGAUCAUUACCUUGGAGGUGGCGCUAUCUGCUCACUUUUGUUCUUCCAUUAUCUCAAGUGCUUCAUUACAGCAGAUCUGCUAGAAAAAUUCCUGCUUGGGGUUGCUUUCUGUGCAAUCCUAGUCGCUUUCAUAUAGCUGUCAAGGGAACAAGUAAAGCAGCAAUUACUUUCUGUAGAAUUAAUUGUAGCACCCUCUAGUUCUGGGUGAUACAUUUUUCAGUACAGGGAUCUUUUAUAUAGUGGGAGGCGGUAAGCAGACCCACCUCCCCUGUGUAAUGCUCUGUGUGUGUGUGGGUGUGCGUGCGCAUGCGCCUAUGCCUGAAUCUCCCAAAUGCAAUCUCUGCUGUCUUCUUCUUUUCCACCAUGUUUCAAGGAAGAGGAAUAGGCUGGUUUACAUAUAAUGCCACACUGUGGUCCCUGAAAGGAGCCUGCGCACAGUCUCAGGCUGGUGUACAACUGCCCACUCCCUAAGGGGUGGGAGAAGGACUUUACUAGCAUUAAGUUGCAAUGUCAAGAGAGCCCUGGCUAGUUUUUGGGUGUGCACUAGAUCGUGCGGUUUGCAACAAACCCUGCUUUGUUUGCAGCACUUGCAUCUUCCAGUGCACAGCGAAAAGCUUCAGGCUGAUAAGUAUAUAAAACAUGUCCUUGUGUGUGUAUUCUUAUUUAUUUCUAUAUUUAUUUCAAUAUAUUAAACACUGUCCUUCAUUUUGAAAUGCUAGGAUAGUGUAUAGAAUCCAAUAAAGCCACCCUUUUGCUUGUCACAAUAGGUGUGUACUUCUGUAAAUGUGCUGCAGAAAAAAUUCUGAACAGGAAAUAGCUGCUUAAUUAUUAAAACUCUGUUUAAACAGUAGUUGAAAUGCUAAGGAUUAGAAAGCUCCCCCAGUACUACAGUCAAACAAUUGUCCAACAGGGGGUGCUCAGCUGCUGAUUUCCAGCUACUUGCUCUUUAAUUAACCUCAUCCCACUCUGUAGUUUACAUUACGGUCAAAUUUGUAAGUGUUUCCUGAAUGCUUUUUUUCUGACUUUAUGUUUAGCUGAAAGGAACUAGGCUUCAGAUCAGUUUGUAAAGAUAUCGGCUUCUUUGCAAAAGUUCUUAUUGAAGUUUUGAUUAAACGAUUUGUAUUGUCUCUGUGGCCGGUCAGUGUCCAUUUCUCAUACCCCCGUUUUCCUUGGGGCAGGUUUGGUUACUUAUAGAAGCAGCUGGAAGGAGCCCCCCCCAUCAUGACUACUCCCCUUGACAGGUUAUUGCGUUGUACCAGACCCUGUCCAUUCCUUCUAGCAUCUGUUAGUGAAGUAGUGGAUCUGUGUGCCCGUGCGCUCUAGGCCACCACCGUUGCUGAACGGGGCAGGUGCCACUUGGAAACUCUGGUGGCUUUUGGUGAGCAUAAUAGGUAGGUUUGGCUCUCGGCUGCUAACCUCAGACUGUCAGUGAAAGCUUGAACCACAACUCCACGCAAGCUGCACUGGGGCAAGCAGAUCGCCGCCCUUGCUGCACUCAUAAUAUGGCAGGAGAGAGCUGUCCUGGAGGUGGCAAAAUCGUCAACUUGUGCGUAACAACGCUGCAGCCAGGCACCCUCCUCUUUGUGAUCUCAGAUGACAGAUCUGAGCUUGCUAUUUUACUUCAGUAACCGGCAUGGGAAAAAACAAGCAAAGUUCAACCUUUCCCACCUCUUCCCUACCCCAGCUACUUAGCUAAAGAAAAAUCAAGUCUCUUGGUGGCUCUUUUUCCAUGCUUUUAACUAAUGUCAACUUCCCAUUAGCCUUUAGCCAAUCCAAGGGUGCAGUAAGUUCAGAAUCGCUGCUCUCAGGUGAAUGGGACUUUAUGAACUAAGCUUUUAAUCAUGGAGAGGAGUCAGAACACAGAGACAUGCAUCCAGUCUUCUCUGAAUCCCAUUGCUUGCUUUAUUUAUUUAUUUAAAGGGCUUUUCUUGUGUGAACCACUUGGUUAUUAAAAUAAAGUUCUGAAGCACUGAAGUUUGAAAUCCAGAUGCUGUUCAGGUCUCUUCUUUUUAGAAUAAUUGGCAUGACAUGGAAUGCUUCUUAGUGUAGUUAGGAGAACUUAAGCCAAUAUGUGUAUGUUUUGCCUAAGUUUUUGUUUUAACUUAGAUUCAUACUUGUAUAUGAACGCUUAGCAUUGCUCUUUGUUCACUCCCCCAUUCCCACAUCCCUUCAAGUAGUGUUUAAUCUUGUAUAAAAUUGUGCUUGCUCCAUCAGUCUGCCCUAUUCACAUCAGUCAAGUAGGAAAGCUAUGGGGAAAACGGCAAGAACAGAGGAUUCUGUUAAAAGUGGACCUGUCAGAUGCAAAUUUUCAUGGCACUGCUAAGCUCCCAGAAGUCACUCAUAAUUUCUGGAUAUCAGGCUGAUAGUUCGUUUGUCACUGGGGAUUUGUGACUUGAAGCAUGAAAAAAAUCUGCCGCAGUCAAAACCCACAGAACAGAGUUUAUACUUGGGAGAACUUGCAGAGCUGCUCUCUCAUCCAGAGGUGGCGCUCUAGUGCACACUCACAGCUGCUGUACACAUACAGUCCCCAUUCGUUUUUGUGGAGGAGCCUGUCUCCGAGCACAACAAUGUGCCUGCAGAGAGGUCCCCUCUGCAGAAACAAAUGGGAAAACUGUUGCCUCUAAGGAGACCGGCUGUGCGCUUUGGAGCCUCUGCCCCAGUACAGACUUUCUGGAUUGGGAAGAUACUCAUCUUCCUGCACUGAAGAAUAUGAUACGUUUAACUUGUGGGAAUAAUAGUGAGCUUGUAUGGUGCGAUUAAAGGUAGAGUUUGGUGUUGCAUGAGAACUUCCUCCUUCCUCCCCCUCUGUAACAUAUAGCCCUGUUGGCCAUGUGCAUUGCAUCGGGCAUUGCCUGGCACUGCCUGCUGCGAGCAGGAAAGCCCUCAGCAUAAUGGUACAAAAGACGAGGAGGCGGGCAUUCCAGAGUAGUCAAGGUGAGGGGACCAUGGCACAGAGCUGCUGUUUUCCAUGGCAGCCCUGUGGGUUCUGUGAUGGUGAGUUUCACCCUUCACACUGUUCUGUGGUGUGCAUCACUGUCAGCUGAGACAACAAUGAUGUGAUUGUUUGGAGUGAAAACUCUUCUGCCUUGUAGUUCCCUACUGCAAAUGAGAUCUGUUUCUUCUUCAGGACAAGCUCCGCAUCUUUCUCAGGUAUCUUUUUGUAAAUAUUCACGUUGCUUGAAGUAUCUGUAUUCUAGGAUGUAUGUAUUUCCGGAUACACGCUUUUGUUAGUUGUCUUUAAAUUCUCAUCCACUGCCCAGAAACCGAAAAGAGGAAUCCACUUUGGGGACGACUCCUAAAGGCAGAACACUAAGGGCAGCUUUACUGCCCAGGAUGACUGCCAGCCUGAGUGAAGGGCUGUUCUUCUUCUCUGCUUUGCUGUUCUGCAGGAGUCUGCCCAGAGGUCCAGAGAAGCAACACCGGAGUGGUGUUGAUCUUGGAAUGCACGUGGCCCAUUCCUUGUCUGAAAGCAUUCCUACAUUUUAAGAAACGCUUGCAUAUCCGAGAAAGGGCUAGGGUUGGAUUUAUUUUCAUUCUAGCACAUCUUGCUUCUUCAAGUAAGAGUUCUGGUCUGAUCUUGUCACAAGCACUCUGCGAUGACAGUUCCCAUAAGGACCUGUCCCAAAAUACUAGUGCGUUUGAAUUUGAUCCAGAUCUCACCAGCGCAAAUGCUUUUAAUGUUUCCAUAUGUGUCAGCCAGGGUCUGGAGUUUAAGAUGAUUAUUCCAAAGAUUAAUCAUCGUUCAUUCAGAAAUCCUAGAUCGUUGCUUGUAGGAGCAUGUGGGGCCAGCAGCAGUUUAGGAUGCUGUGGAAAUGCUGUUUCUGUGACUCAUGUGGGAACCUUAGCCGUGGCAACUCUGAUUGCCAUGUUGGGGUGCAUUUUUCUGAGGAGGCAUAGAAAUGUGGAGUUGGGAGGAGAGAUGUUUUCCCAGACAGAGGUACCAAUUCACACAAAUUAUACCUUGCAAGGAAUGUCUGCUUUUGUCUCUGUAAGAUUUUAACUGAAGGAAAAGGUGUGGAUUUGAAUCCAUGUGGUCUGCUCUUAUGCAGGGGCAGUAAUCUGAAUGCUUGUCUGUUCCCAUAAGCUGUAAUAAAAUAAGACUGGCACCUGA
This is a messenger RNA of Varanus komodoensis (Komodo dragon), 9848 nucleotides long. It is a transcript of the gene DGKE, whose product is annotated as diacylglycerol kinase epsilon. The record is from RefSeq and is a predicted model, not a curated record. Bases 1129 to 2841 code for a protein of 570 amino acids. NCBI's taxonomy places the organism in Eukaryota, Metazoa, Chordata, Lepidosauria, Squamata, Varanidae. The transcript is spliced from 11 exons. Gene Ontology annotation, molecular function: ATP-dependent diacylglycerol kinase activity.